Messenger RNA from Spinacia oleracea (spinach), 1976 nucleotides. RefSeq names its product cytochrome P450 CYP94D108-like. Gene Ontology annotation, molecular function: monooxygenase activity; heme binding; iron ion binding. The record is from RefSeq and is a predicted model, not a curated record. The transcript has a single exon. NCBI's taxonomy places the organism in Eukaryota, Viridiplantae, Streptophyta, Magnoliopsida, Caryophyllales, Amaranthaceae. The coding region runs from base 113 to 1699 and encodes 528 amino acids.
AUAAAACCAAAACACUAAACACUAAGCUUUGAUUCCAAAACGCUAAACACGAAGCUUUGAUUCAAAUAUACUACAAUUUCCCACAAAUUAUGUUACAAUAUAACGAACAAUUAUGUUACACCAACCCCAUUUAACACAUUUCCAUCUUUCAAAAACCAUGGAAAUCAAUCAAGUAAUCAUCUCUAUUACCCUUUGCCUUAUUCCAUUGCUCUAUUUCUUCUUUUUCUUCUUCUUCAAACAUAAAACAAUAUGUUCCGGCUUUAGAAAGUAUCCAAUUUUCGGUACAAUCCCGGACUUUCUAUCUAAUCGACAUCGUUUUCUAGAAUGGUCCACCGAUGUUUUGAUUUUUACCCCUACACAUACUUGUGCUUUCUACCGCUCUGUUGGCGGGACCCAUGGUGUAUUCACCGCAGACCCCGCCAACGUGGAGCAUAUUCUAAAAACCCGCUUUGAGAACUACCCUAAAGGUCCCCGCUUUCUCUCAAUCCUACAAGACUUUUUGUGCACGGGCAUUUUUAAUGCGGAUGGCCCUUUGUGGCGUCUCCAGCGAAAAAUCGCAAGUUUUACAUUUAACAUGCGCACCCUGAGAAACUUCCUACUCCACUCGGUUCAAGUGGAGAUCACUACUCGGCUCAUUCCGAUAUUAGAGGAUGUUUCUAAGUCAAGCCGGAUUUUGGACUUCCAAGAUGUUCUCGAGCGGUUUGCUUUUGAUAAUGUUUGUAAGUUGGCGUUUAAUGUGGACCCGGGUUGCUUGAACCGGACCGGGUCAAAUGAGUCGGAGUUUAUGUGGGCUUUUAAUGAGGCCACGGAACUUAGUUCGGGACGUUUCUUGUAUGCGCUUCCCAUGUUAUGGAAAAUUAGAAGGUUUUUUAAUUUUGGGUCAGAAAAUAAAUUGACGGAAUCAAUCAAAACGGUCCAUGAGUUUGCUGACAAGAUCAUACGGUCGAGAUUGGAGGAGAAGAAAUAUAAUAAAGGUAAUUAUGAUGAUUUAUUAUCCCGAUUUCUUGACAAUAUGGAGGAUAAUCAUGAUUUAGUUACGAGUUCAACCAAGUUUUUGAGGGAUGUUGUAAUAAGUGUUAUCUUAGCAGGAAAAGAUACCACGUCCACGGGUCUUAGUUGGCUAUUCUGGUUAUUGUCGUUAAAUCCGAGUGUUGUUGAAAAAAUCCGGUCGGAAAUUGAUCAAAUUCGGGUUAGGAACAAGAAAACGGUAGGACGUGCCUACGAUUACGAGGAGUUACAAGAAAUGCAUUACUUGCAAGCGGUAAUAUCUGAAUCAUUACGACUAUACCCCCCUGUACCCGUGGAUACAAAAGCGUGUUCGGAAGAUGAUAUAUUGCCGGAUGGGACGAUGGUUAAGAAAGGUUGUUUUGUUAUGUACCACAUAUAUGCAAUGGGGCGGAUGGAGAGUAUUUGGGGGAAAGAUUGCUCCGAGUUUAAUCCUGAAAGAUGGUUGGAAAAUGGGGUUUUUAGACCGAUUAGUCCAUUUAGGUACCCGGUUUUUCAUGCCGGGCCAAGGGUUUGUUUGGGUAAGGAGAUGGCUUAUAUUCAAAUGAAGUCGAUAGUGGCUAGUGUGUUGGAACAAUUUGAUGUGGAUGUGUUAGGAAAAGAGAAACGUCCAGAUUAUUUAUUGUCCUUGACAUUAAGGAUCAAGAAUGGUUUGCCUGUGAGAUUAACCAAGAGAAUUAGGGCCAAUAAAUAGGCAUCCUGAAAACUCUUGAUCUUAAUUCGUAGUAUAGUCCCUUAGGUUCAGGGAUCGAACCCCCCUAAGCUCCAAACUCCACAGGCUACCCUUGAUUAUGUACUACUCUGACACUCCGUACUAGGUACCAAAUUAUUUAUGUACAUUAUCUUUCAUUUUAGUUUGUUGUUUGUAAAUCCUUGAUUCAAUUAUUUGGUGGAAAAUUGACAUUAUUGGUACAGUUGCAUCUUUAUUAUACGUUCUCGGCUUUUAAUUUGUACCAGUUGGGUUGGGCACA